This is a messenger RNA of Aureococcus anophagefferens, 1002 nucleotides long. RefSeq lists its product as hypothetical. The transcript is spliced from 2 exons. Lineage: Eukaryota; Pelagophyceae; Pelagomonadales; Pelagomonadaceae. The annotation marks the transcript as partial. The record is from RefSeq and is a predicted model, not a curated record. Gene Ontology annotation, molecular function: succinate-semialdehyde dehydrogenase (NAD+) activity.
GCGGGCUGCCCCGUCGUCGUGAAGCCGUCGGAGGACACGCCGCUCUCGGCGCUCGCGCUCGCGCGCCUCGCCGACGGCCUCUUCCCCGCGGGCGUGCUCAACGUGCUGGCGUCGUCGCGGGACCACGCGGAGCCCGUGGGCGCCGCGCUCUGCGACGCGCCGGAGGUCCGCGCGCUGAGCUUCACGGGGUCGACGGCCGUCGGCAAGUGGCUCUACCGCCGCUGCGCGGAGACGGUCAAGGUGCUGUCCCUCGAGCUCGGCGGCAACGCGCCGUUCCUCGUGCUCGAGAGCGCCGACGUCGACGUCGCCGCGGACGCGGCGAUGACGACCAAGUUCCGCAACGCGGGGCAGACGUGCGUCUGCGCGGACCGGCGCGGACCUCGCAUCCUCGACCCGACUUCAACGUGCGCGUCGUCGAACGGCGCGGACCGGUUUCUGGUGCACGCGUCCAAAGUCGACGCCUUCGUCGACGCGCUCGAGCGUCGCAUCGCGGCCCUGCCCGUGGGCCACGGCUUCGACGACGGCACGAUGAUCGGGCCCUUGAUCAACCCGGCGGCCGCGGCCAAGGUCGACGCGCGCGUGCGCGCGUCGGGCGGGCGGACGCUCGUCGGCGGCGCGUGGCCCCUCCCGGGCCUCCGGGACGCGUUCUACCCGCCGACGAUCGUCGCCGACGUGCCCCUGGACAGCGCGCUCUGGGUCGACGAGACCUUCGGCCCCGUCGUGCCGCUCCGGACCUUCGAGACGGACGCGGAGGCCGUCGCGCUCGCGAACGACGGGCCCGCGGGCCUCGCGGCCUACUGCUGCGGCGACCUCGCCCACGCCUGGGCCGUCGCGGAGCGCCUCGAGUUCGGCAUCGUCGGCGUCAACGAGGGCGGCGUGUCGGACCCGGCGAUGCCCUUCGGCGGCGUCAAGGAGUCGGGCCUCGGCCGCGAGGGCGGCGCGCACGGCAUCGACGAGUACCUCGAGGACAAGUACCUCUGCCUCGGCGGCAUGCGGUUCUGA